CUUAACUUGCAAGAUUCUGAUGUGUGCAUGGUUAAAAAACAUUUCACAAUGCAUCGCAGGCAGUUUGAAGCUGACUGGGAACGAAGGAAGAAAUAUCUGCUUCGAUCUAUGUUUGCGGAUCCACCUGUUUUAUCACCUAUACCUGAAAUUCGAGAAUCUCGGUCAAGAUCUCUGUCACCAAGACCUGUGGUAACAGUCAGUUCUGCAAAUAGAGCCAGCCCGUUACCCGAACUCAUUGUAGAACGUGUAAGGAGCAAUGAAAAUCUUGAAGUGACUGAACAUGAUGAAUUUGGACAAAUGGGUAAUAAACCAGAAGAUGAUGUUGAUAAAGAGAAUGAAAAUAAAAUAAGUGAUAUGAGUGAAGAUAAAAACCAGACUGACUCCAGUAAUUGCAAUGAAAUUUUGAACGAAACAGCUGGAAUAGAAAAUUCAGAUGAUAGUAAACAUCAGAGUGACACGAGAGGAGAAGAUAGCGAUGAGAUUCAAAAAUCUAUUGAAAAGUGUGGCGAAACUCAAGCCUCCAGUGACAGCGAUACAUUUGUAAUCUCACCGCGGCGUGUUGCAUCUGAGCCAGUUGAAAAACGAAACAUAGAUAAACUUGCAGAACUUGAAGGCAUAAAUAAUGAAGAACAUUCCAACGACUCAAGCUAUUAUGAACACAAUGAAGAAGAAGAAGAAAAUGUUAACGAAGAAAACUCAAGCGAAAGUUUUGGUAAUUUACAUUGCUAA
Messenger RNA from Pectinophora gossypiella (pink bollworm), 729 nucleotides. RefSeq names its product AP-3 complex subunit beta-1-like. The record is from RefSeq and is a predicted model, not a curated record. The coding region runs from base 28 to 729 and encodes 233 amino acids. The transcript is spliced from 6 exons. NCBI's taxonomy places the organism in Eukaryota, Metazoa, Arthropoda, Insecta, Lepidoptera, Gelechiidae.